Haliotis rufescens (red abalone) is the source of this 8052-nucleotide messenger RNA. RefSeq names its product ATP-binding cassette sub-family B member 6-like. The transcript has 20 exons. Gene Ontology annotation, biological process: heme transport; transmembrane transport. Gene Ontology annotation, molecular function: ABC-type heme transporter activity; heme binding; ATP hydrolysis activity. The record is from RefSeq and is a predicted model, not a curated record. Gene Ontology annotation, cellular component: membrane. NCBI's taxonomy places the organism in Eukaryota, Metazoa, Mollusca, Gastropoda, Lepetellida, Haliotidae. Bases 385 to 2931 code for a protein of 848 amino acids.
UCAACAUGGUGGUUGAAGUUAUGUAAGCUUUGCGUGCCGCGUGGGUUCGUUAUUGAAGUUUGCCAAAGUGCGGUCAUUUUCUGGAAGAGUCGACUUGGAUUCUACGGCAGCGAAUAGAAAAAAAUGCAAAGUCACGGUUUGCAGACUGAAGAUAAGCAGUGGGACACUGUAUCUAAUCGAGGAAGUGUUGGACAGCACGUCUUGUCUCUGAGAAAGGUCAACCUUUACAACACUGCCCGACUUACACCAUCAAGUGUCCAAUUGCCAAUCGGACAGUCUUGUUAGCCCUGGUUACUGGACGUAGACGCUGGAUCGUUGGAUGUGUGUGAUAUAUAGACCAGCAAUCUACCAGUGUCAUCCUCCUUGUGUGUGAGGCCAGUCAAGAUGUUGCUCUGUGAGAACAACACGCUGUGGACGUCCGUCUGGGUGGACGAGGGGAUUAACCAAUGUUUCUUCGACUCCAUGUCCGCUGGUGUUCUGUUUGUCAUCAUAAUAAUAUGUGGUUUUACUCAGUGUUUCUUCUACGGGCGGUACGCCACUCUCAUCCAGCCUCGCCGCAUCCCCUGGUCGGGAUGGUACAUUGUACAAAUCAUUAUCACGGUCCUCAUGGCUAGUGAGACUCUGCUACACAUGAUUGUGCAGGACACCUCCCUUGGACAGCAGUUGUAUGGCUACGAGAUUCUGACGGCGAUGCUACUGUUGGUUGCAUGGAUUAUCUCCCUUAGACUGAUGAGCCUGGAGAGGAACUACGCCUUGCCAUCGAUACCAACGAGAGGCCAUGGACUGGUGUUGCUCCUGUUCUGGUGUUUGGCGUUUGUCAGGGAGAACCUUGCUUUUGUCUCAUGGUGGAGUCACAAAUGGUGGUGGUACAUGGAUAGCAUGGAGAACCACUUGGAGUUUGGUUUCUGGGUGGUGCGUUACGUCUUCACCCUCGCGCUGUUCAUUAUGGGGCUGAAGGCUCCAGGACUCUCCCACAUGAAGUACGACAUCCUGGUCAAUGAUAUGUCUGGUGGUGGUGUGGGUGGUCAGUCCUCGUCCACAUGGAGCAACAUCAUGCAGAAGCUGCGGAUGAUGAUCCCGUAUUGCUGGCCGAAGGGCAAUGUCCUGCUGCAGCUGACGGUGUUGAUGUGUCUGAUCAUCCUGGCAGCGGGACGAGUCAUCAAUGUGUUCGUCCCGAUCUACAGCAAACUGAUCAUAAACAGCCUGACCCCAAGCAAGUUAACUAGUGGCGACAACUUGACUGCUCCAACCUUGAGCUUCCGGUGGGACUACAUCCUGGCGUCCGUGGGACUCAGUUUCCUGCGAGGCGGAGGAGCAGGAACCUCGGGGCUACUCAACAACAUUAGAUCGUUCCUGUGGAUCAAGGUACAACAGUUCACCACACGGAGAGUCCAGGUCAAGCUCUUCAACCACCUCCAUCAACUGUCCCUGCGAUGGCAUCUGCAGCGGAAGACCGGGGAGGUUCUGCGAGUGGUGGACAGAGGCACCAACAGCAUCAACAGUUUGCUCAGCUACCUCCUCUUCAACAUCGUUCCCACCAUCGCAGACAUCGUCAUAGCUAUUGUAUACUUCAUCACAGCCUUCAACUACAUCUUUGGAGUCAUUGUGUUCCUGUGUAUGGCCCUGUAUCUAACAUACACCAUUCUCAUAACUGAAUGGAGGACCAAGUACCGCCGUCUCACCAACAAGCUGGACAAUGAAGCCAAUGGCAAGGCUGUAGACUCGCUGAUCAACUUUGAAACUGUAAAGUACUACGGAGCUUCAGACUUUGAAACAGGAAGAUACGAUACGGCCAUCAAGGCUUUUCAGUCAGCUGAGUGGAAGUCCACGGCAAGCCUCAAUCUCCUCAACCUGGGGCAGAACUUCAUCGUGAACAUCGGCACUCUGACAGGGUCGUUGCUGUGUGCCUACGCCGUCGUGCACGGCCUCAGCUCCCUCAAGUUAACGGUGGGAGACUAUGUGCUGUUUGGCACCUACAUCGCACAGCUGUAUGCUCCCCUCAACUGGCUGGGGACGUACUACAGAAUGAUCCAGCAGGCAUUUAUUGAUAUGGAGAACAUGUUCGAGCUUCUUGACGAAGACUGUGAGGUCACCGACACCCCUGGUGCCCCGGAUCUUGUGCUGAAGGAAGGACAGAUCGAGUUCCGUGAUGUCAGCUUCCACUAUGACCCUGCGAAGCAGAUACUGAAAAACAUCAGUUUCACUGUGCCGCCCGGACAGACAUUUGCUUUGGUGGGCCACACAGGAAGUGGAAAGAGCACAGUGAUCCGGCUGCUGUUCCGCUUCUAUGAUGUCAACAAGGGAACUGUAUUUAUUGAUGGACAGGAUAUUUCCCAGGUGACCCAGAAGUCGCUGAGGAAGCAGAUAGGCGUGGUCCCCCAGGACACAGUGCUGUUCAACAAUGACAUCAGAUAUAACAUCCGGUAUGGCAAGGUUGAUGCAGCCGACAAUGAUGUGUAUGAAGCUGCUGCCUUCGCUGACAUCCACCACAGAAUACUGGGUUUCCCUAAUGGCUAUGAGACGGUAGUUGGGGAGCGAGGUCUGAAGCUGAGUGGGGGAGAGAAGCAGAGAGUGGCCAUCGCCAGGACCAUGCUGAAAGCUCCUGCCAUCGUGCUGCUGGAUGAGGCUACUUCAGCUCUGGACACGAAGACGGAGCGGAACAUCCAAGCAUCCCUGGCCCGAGUGAGUGAGAACAAGACCACACUGGUGGUCGCCCAUCGACUCUCCACCGUCAUCAACGCCAACCAGAUCCUCGUGCUGGACGAGGGGGAGAUUAUCGAGCGGGGAACGCACGAUGAACUUCUGGAGAGUGAAGGUGCCUAUUAUGAAAUGUGGCAGCAACAACUCACCAAAACCGAGGAAGGUGAUGAGAAUGGUGAUGAGAAUGGUGCCAGCAACGGCGGUGAUGGCAAUGGUGACGCCAAAAGCUGAAGGCCAACUGAAAGAUCCACACCGGUGUUGUACAUCUUGAAGGUCCACAACAGCGGUGUACAUCUUGAAGAUCCACAGCGGUGUUGAAAAUAACUUGAGUUCUCACAGAAUGUACAUUGUGUAUGUGGUUGUUUUUGUAUUUGAAAUGCAAAAAGCGUUCUUGCCAUUACAAUUGUGAUAGCUUUUAGCUUUUGCCAAAUUGUGAUGACUGCACAUCGACAGAGAGGGCAGAUAAUGUGGGUGUGUACAGCAUGAUACAGUGGACCCAGACACUACUAACAUUGAGAAAUGUACUGCUAGCUUCCACAUAAAAACCUUGUGGCAUAUAUACCUGGGUAUAUUAAUUGUACUUGUGGCCAACAUGUAAAAUGUGCAGUGUUUUUAAAAAAGUAUUUAAGCCAAGGCUAAAAAAUGAUCUGAUGGAACAGAAAUCCUACACUUCUGAAGUAAUAACAUUGUUGUUUGAUGGCCUGGAAGGGGAGAGUAAUAACAUUGUUGUUGAUGGCCUGAAAGGGGAGAGUAAUAACAUUGUUGUUGAUGGCCUGGAAGGGGAGAGUAAUAACAUUGUUGUUUGAUGGCCUGGAAGGGGAGAGUUUGUCCUCGAUCCAAAGAUUCCUCGUUAAUAGUAAACGGCCUGACUGUCUUGUGUGGUUUCACUGUAGACAUCAUCUUAUGAAUAAUGAAGUAACCAAAGAAACAUCAGUGUUCCUUUUAGAUGUGAAUGUCCGAAUAGCUUCUAUUGGCCACAUCAUUUUUAUUCUAUGUUUGACUGAAUGUUUGGUGACAGAUUAACAACAGAAACUUGCAAUCAAGUGUGAAUAGAUUAGUGUUUUUAAAUACUUCUUUGGACAUGUGGGUCUGUUGUGUUUUUAAAUAGUACAUCGUCCUGAGGCAGAGGAGUAAGCUGACUAUAAAUGUCCAGUUUCCAGCCUUGCCGAACUAGGCUGGAAUGAUGGAGUAAUGUUUGGCUGUACAAACGAGUCUAUGCAUUGUCCAAUCUUGUAACAAAAUCGUCAUCUGGUUCGUAAACUGCCUUGCAGAUUUGGGUAGAUUGCAGGAUUAGUAAAGCAUGUAUGAUUGUACACAAUUGUUUAUUGAUUACAAAACUGUUUAUUGCCUGAGAACCAAUUAUUUUAUUUUUUUUAGCCUUAGUAUCAACAUAAAUCUUUUCAUGUUCUUAUCAAAGUGCUCAUGUGGUUCCCAAAGUAAGACCCGUUUUAUUACAAUAUAGAUCUUGAUUAUUGAUCAGAUCAUCUUCACUGGGCGCUGCCAUUUUGUUUGAAGCAAGUGAUAUGACAGGUGGAAUCUGAUUGGUCGAUAGGAGAGGCAUAGAAGGGACAUAACUUGUAAUAGCCAAUGAUGCUGCUAUGAUCGAGACCAGAAAUUCCAGCGUAGUUCGGCAAGAAUGGAAACUGGACUUUUACUUUUACUCUGACCGGUUGAUCAGUAAAGAAACCAAUAAGACAAUGGCCCAAGUUAUUUGUUGUUGAAUGCAAUGUAUGAUGUUUUCAUCAUUAUUGCUUGUUUAUGUCAGGAAGUUUUUGUUUGAACCAGACUGUAUACUCAAUAGAUAUUAUUAGAUUUUAUUUGAAAUUUUCUUACUUUGAGGGAAAUAUUUCUCUCUUGAUGAAAUGAUUUUACAUCAGUCAGGGAGGUUGAAUCAGGAAGUGAUUCCCGUCAUCUGGAUCUUUGCAAGGAUUUGAUCUGAGGUUUUCUUGACACAGAUUUAAUGAUAUCCACACCUACUCCUACCCCUAGCUCUGACACUGAACAUACAGUAGCCAGUAGCCUGACCAUACAGCAGCCUGACCAUACAGUAGCCUGACCAUACAGCAGCCAGUAGCCUGACUAUACAGUAGCCAGUAGCCUGAACAUACAGUAGCCAGUAGCCUGACCAUCACUGUCAGACAUGAAGCAAUGCAGCAUGGAAAUAGCGGCCUAGCUGGUAGUUUUUCUUUUGGGGGGGGUCGUAUUCUUUGAAACCCCCAAUCACGCAUAUCUAGUAAUAUAUUUGGAACUUUGAAGUUCGAAGAUCCGAUAUUUGAUAAGAAAAAUAUCCUAAAUAAAUUUUCUCUAAUCACUACUUAUCGUCAAUCACUGGCAGGUCUGUGAAUCAACAAAGACAGAAAUCAAACUUAUUUUGUAUCAUGCAGGAGGUAUGGAUGACAGUCUUGUUGGAUUUUAUGAUGUUUUAUUGGCAAACCAGAACAUUUUAUCUUACCAUUAUAGAUCAGAUUGCUUACACAGGCCUAGAAUGCACAUUAAGUCAAAGAACAUUAAAGUUGUUUUGAUCUCUUGUAAAAUUAAUAUCAAUUUGUUUUGUAAUUUUCAGCUCCUUGUGUUCUGUACAUUUCUCAGUGUGAUGAAAAUCUUAUUUUUGUUUGAAAAUAUGCUGUUAGAGACAUGAAGGGGAUAUCCAAAUAGGACAACAGAUCUGAUGAGGACGCGGAUGUGUAAUUUGGUAAUGAGUGCGUGGAUGAUGACACUGAAGGAUUAGCACAUCGUGGUUACCCCUGAAGGUAACUGAGGCUCAGAGUGUGAAAAGUCACCAUGGAUGCAUUCUGAAAAAUGCAGACCAAUGGGUGUGCAUGAGUAAUGGGAGACAAAGUAGACAACACGCCAUGCUUUUUUAACUUUAUGUUUCACGGAUUUAUUCCAGCUUUUCCACACAAGGAAAUAAAUUGUUUUAUCUGAAAGUCAUUCUGCUGUGGAGUUAACACUGCAGCUGUCUUCUUGAAUCACUGAGAGUGAUGUAGACACGGAGUCUAUACAUAACAUUUUAUAUUGUAUAAGGGUUCUAUAUUACUGGCGGGAGACAAUAAAAAUAAAUAAUUUUGUAUUUUAUUUAUUUCUCUUCCAGCUGCUUUUCUGUUGGGGUAGCAGAUCUUAUACUGGAAUGUGACACGAUUACUGUAUAAUUGAGAAUUUGGCCAUAAAUGUUUUGUCUACUUUGUCAUCCAUCAACUUUUCUAGAAACAGCCAUGAUGACAUUGAGGCUCAGUGACAGCCAUGAUAACAUCUUACUGCGAUAAUCCUGCAGGGAAAUGUGAAUCGUUUUAUCUUAUGUUCUUUUAUCUGAAGAUAUUAGUCAAGAAUAUUUAAGCAUGUCUUUUGUUAAACCCUGAUUUGUUCCUUGUGAUAUGAUUUUAAAUUGCCUGGUUUUAUAUGUCCUGUGUUUCACCAUUGUCACAUCAUGUUCUACAUUGUAGGUAAAAAGGAAUAUAUGAAAGAAAACACUGCAGUGAACUAGGCAGAUUAGUAUGUCGGAAGAGAUUGUAUGUUAUCCCAGAAAUCCACACUCAUGAUCUCAUCUUGUGUGUCUUGUCGUGCAUUCGUUGUCAACCCAGGAAGAUCUGGGUUAGAAUCGGUCUUCAGUAACUUUAUUAUCGUAAGAGGCGAAUUACACGAUUGUGUGGUCAGGCUCUCUGACUUGGUUGUGUUGCAGUAUUGUGUCGACCUAUGCUCAUGAUGUUGUUCACUAGAUUAUCUGGUCCAGAUUUGAUUAUUUCGAGUGUCAUUACAUAUCUGGAACAAUGCUGUUUUAAAAAAACAAAGGAAGAAGCUGACAAACUUUAGAUACCAAUGGUAAGGAACAAAUAUCCAAGUUAACCGUUGACAUCCAAGUUAACCAUUGACAUCCAAGUUAACCGUUGACAUCCACUGUCAGCCAUUGCUACAUGCAGGUCGUUCAGGGAAGUUUGGCGUUGUUUACUUGAUAACCCUGCACUGCAGGUGGAGUAGAUAGGUGGAGGGAACGGGGUAGUUUUAUAUGGAUGUUUGACAUGGGUAGAAGGUAGUAGUGGGCAUGAUGGACACAAUGGCAUCAUGGUUCAUAAAGAUUGCUGGGAAUUUGCUGGAGACAAAUGGCAUUAGGACAUCUUCAUGAUUUUGUCAACUUUUGAUAGGACAUUCAAUUCUUCUAUUUCUCUACCAAACUUGAAAAUAUAUGUGGGACAUUUUGGAUUGCAAUUAAUAUCGAGGAAACGAAUCGAUCUGAAUGUUCUGAGGUUGAAGGUAUCCUUUACUCACACGAGCCAAUGUUGUGUACACAAUAUAUAUAUGUAUUUAUUCUACAGGCACAUGACACAAACAUCAUAUUAAAUCAUGUUAUUAUAUAAUAGAAGCUAUUAGAGGGUCUUGAUUGGGGGUGUUACAAGUUAGUAGUCGGUCAGAUUUUAGGCCAUUGGUCCAUUAUUUGUCUUAGCUUGGUCAGUAAAUAAAACACUCAAAUAGAGUGAGUGAGUGAGUUUGGUUUUACGACAUGGGUACAAUGUGUGAAGCCCAUUUCUGGUGUCCCUCGCCGUGAUAUUGCUGGAAUAUUGCUAAACAUGGUGUAAAACCAUACUCACUCACUCACUUCCCGACCGCCCCCACUCAAAUAGAGGACAAGCUGUUGAAUCUAAAAUGCAAAUCAUCUCAAUGCGAAUGUGGAUCGUCAGUAUAUCUGUAGGGAAACAUGGGAACAUCUGGUUCUACUUUCAUUUCAUUAUUCACAGUUCAUGUUUUGCAAAUACCAAACAUGUAUUGUGUCGUUAGAUCUAUGUUUAUACAACUUUUAUGAGAUUUUAGCAUGAUUGCGAUAAACGGUAAAAGUUUUAAUUUUAGCUUAGCAGUUUUUAUGGACAUUUUACAUAUAUCUUUUACAUUAAAAAUUUAACACAUCUUAUGUUUACUAUAUUGGUUUUUAAGGUGUUUUUGUCUGGACCCUCAUUCAUGUAAGUGUCUAUUCCUGUACAUGUUUGUGUCAUGUGACUGAGUUUUAUCACUAUUAUUCCUAUUAUUAGAAGUUUUAUUCCUAUUGUCUCAUCAACUGCAUUCAACACAUAUAGCAGUACUCUCUCCUGAGGAUUCCUAUUGCAAUGUCAUGGCACUGUUCGUGUUGUUGAAAUACAUGUGUAUAUCAUCAAUUGACAUCCAAACUGAUAAAGUGAAACUCUCCUCCUCUGAUAACUCAGGCCAACUUAGACUGAUGUUGGUUGUGGUCUGAUGCUUACAUUCAGACCCGUGAAGAAUCCAGGGUAGACUAUGUCUUCAGCAACCCAUGCUUUCCGUAAAAUGUGACUAACGAGAUUGGGUGGUCAGGCUCGCUGACUUGGUUGAUGUAUGUCAUUGUAUCCCAAU